Ilex paraguariensis (yerba mate) is the source of this 688-nucleotide messenger RNA. The record is from the annotation of a GenBank genome assembly. NCBI's taxonomy places the organism in Eukaryota, Viridiplantae, Streptophyta, Magnoliopsida, Aquifoliales, Aquifoliaceae.
AACCGUAAAAUCCGCCUACCACCGCUCUGCCACCCACCACCCUGUCCCUUAUCCUCUGAGUCUCUCUCUCCCUCUCUCUCUCUCUCACACAUCCACCGUUGUGAGAGCUUUAAUGUUAAUGUUUCAGUUUGCUAACCUUUUUUGCCCCCCAAAUUGUUUUCUCUCUCAUUCAUCCACCACAGGCAGAGCAACUGUGGUAUUUUUUGCAUAUGUUGGAUUUGACGCAAUUGCUAAUUCAGAUGAAGAAUCUACAGGACCACAGGCAUUGGGUGUAUGCAAUGGAGUGGAAGUCUACUGGACAUUCAGAAACUCCCCAGCAGCGGGGUUGAUCUUUACAUUCGAGUGGCAUAUUCAGAGCUUGGUUCCUGCAACAGGAAGGAAGCAGAAACCUGAAGCAUCUCCUGAUGAUCCAACUGGAAACAUUCUUCGAGAAAAUACCCACCUAAUGAAACUUGAAGAGCUGCCAUUAUUUAGUUUUGAGAAUUUGGCAAAAGCAACUGACAACUUUCAUGCUGCUAAUAAGCUUGGGCAAGGUAAUGCUUGUUCAUUCGGGGCUUCAGGUGGUAUUGAACAAAAUACGAUUCAUUUGAUGCUUAUUUUUCCAAAGAAAACUUCCAGAUGGACAAGAAAUAGCUGUGAAAAGGCUUUCAAGAUCCUCUGGACAAGGGUUACAGGAGUGUAUGAAUGA